AUGGGUAAAGAACAGUUUCGCGAGGCCGAUAAAGCUUUAAAAGUUGUCGGAGUAAAAUUCGCGCCGGGAGAUUGCGAGUUUAUGAGACAGACGGCACAUGUGCCGAUUUUCAACAAUAAACUGUAUGAAGAUGUUGGUGGAAAGCUACAACCAGCUAAUUAUGGUCCACUUGAUCCAAGAAUGGGAGUUUCUACAAAAACUGGAACAUGUGCUACAUGUGGACUUGGAUUGACUGAUUGCGUUGGUCAUUUCGGCUACUUCGAUCUCGAUGUUCCAGUUUUUCACAUUGGAUUCUUUAAGCUCACAAUUCAGUUACUUCAGUGCAUUUGCAAAAAUUGUUCAUCAAUUCUGCUCAAUCCAGAACAACAUCGUGUCUUUUCUCGCCAAGUUAUGAAUCCCAAUAUCGACUAUUUGCACCGAAAAGCUUUACAUAAACGAAUUGUUGCGGCAUGUAAAAAGAGCUCGACUUGCACUCAGUGUGGAUUAAAAAACGGCACCGUGAAGAAAGCCGUUGGAACCGUCUUAAAAAUUGCUUUCGCAAGUCCAGUUCCUGCUGAUGAACUCGGAAAAUAUGCGACAAUGUUCAAUGCUAAUCAAGAAGUCGGCGAUCAUGUUAAGAAAAUGAAGUUUACACUUCUCAAUCCACUUUUUGUACAAAAGUUAUUCGCCAAUGUCAAGCAAGCGGAUAUUCCGGUUCUAAUGGUCCGUUCAGGAGAAGAAAAACACCCAAACGACCUCCUAUUGACUCGCAUGCCUGUGCCACCUGUAUGUAUUCGACCAUCAGUUGUUUCUGAAGUCAAAUCAGGAACCACGGAAGAUGAUGUCACAAUGAAACUGAUGGAGAUUAUGCUGACCAAUGAUGUUCUGAAAAAACACAAACGGGAUGGGGCACCAAGCAAAACUUUGUUUGAAACCUGGGAGCAUCUUCAAAUUCAAUGUGCUCUUUAUAUCAACUCAGAAAUGUCCGGACUUCCUCCAGAUAUGCAACCAAAAAAAGCAAUGCGAUCGUUCACUCAACGUCUUAAAGGAAAACAAGGUCGAUUCCGUGGAAAUCUUUGCGGAAAACGUGUUGAUUUCUCUGGUCGUACUGUUAUUUCACCCGAUCCGAAUCUUCGAAUCGAUCAAGUUGGUGUUCCAAUUCACGUUGCAAUGACAUUGACUUUCCCUGAAAUAGUUAAUGCAUCGAACAUUGAAAAAAUGAGACAACUCGUUAUCAAUGGAAGCGAUAUUCAUCCAGGAGCCAAUUAUCUGGUUGAUAAGAAAACAGGAAACAAGAAGUUGUUGAAAUACGGAAAACGAGAUGAGUUGGCUAAACUUCUACGACUCGGUGAUACUGUGGAACGUCAUCUGGAUGAUAACGACGUUGUUCUGUUCAAUCGUCAGCCUUCUCUUCACAAAAUUUCAAUUAUGAGUCAUCGCGCGAAGGUAAUGCCGGGAAGAACAUUUCGAUUCAAUGAGUGUGCAUGUACACCAUACAAUGCCGAUUUCGACGGAGACGAAAUGAAUUUGCAUUUGCCACAAACAUAUGAAGCGAAAGCUGAAGCAAGUGAGCUCAUGAAUGUGAAGAACAACUUGAUCACACCUCGUUCUGGAGAACCAUUAGUUGCUGCCAUUCAAGAUUUCAUUACUGGAGGAUACUUGCUCACCCACAAAGACACUUUCCUUCCGAGAGCUGAAGUUUAUCGUUUUGCUGCUGCACUCAUUGACGCCUCAGCCAAAAAACAGACAAAAAUAAGAAUUCCACCACCAGCUAUCAGAAAACCAGUGGAACUUUGGACUGGAAAACAGCUCAUCGAACUCAUUAUUCGCCCCGACAAAGGAUCUCAGAUCUCACUAAAUCUUACUGCGAAAAAUAAGUCGUAUUCAGGAAAUUUAGAGCUGUGCUCGAAAGAUUCCUAUGUUAUCAUUCGAAAUUCGGUUCUCCUGGCUGGUGUCCUGGAUAAGUCUCUUCUUGGAUCUUCAUCAAAAGUAAACAUUUUCUAUAUGUUAAUGAGAGAUUACGGAGAAGAUGCAGCUGUUGAUGCAAUGUGGAGGUUAGCACGAAUGGCUCCAGUCUUCCUUUCAAAUCGAGGAUUCUCCAUUGGAAUCGGUGAUGUACGCCCCAGUGAAAGAUUGCUUCAAGAGAAAGGGCAACUGGUUGACACAGGUUACGAACAAUGCGCUCAAUAUAUUCGUGAAUUAGAAGAAGGAAAACUGAAAGCUCAACCAGGUUGCACUGAAGAAGAAACUCUUGAAGCUAUCAUUCUUCGAGAACUUUCUACGAUUCGUGAUCAUGCUGGACAAGUGUGUCUUCGUAAUCUUAGCAAGUAUAAUGCGCCAUUGACUAUGGCUGUAUGUGGUUCGAAGGGUUCUUUUAUCAACAUUUCUCAAAUGAUUGCAUGUGUCGGACAACAGGCUAUUUCUGGACAUCGACCACCGGAUGGAUUCGAAGAGCGAUCUCUUCCUCAUUUCGAGCGAAAAAAGAAGACACCAGAAGCUAAAGGAUUCGUCGCGAACAGUUUCUAUUCAGGACUCACUCCAACUGAAUUCUUCUUCCAUACAAUGGGAGGACGUGAAGGUCUUGUCGAUACUGCUGUAAAGACUGCCGAAACUGGAUACAUGCAAAGACGUCUUGUCAAGUGUUUGGAGGAUCUCUGUGCAUCAUACGACGGCACCGUACGAUCUUCUGUUGGAGAUGUUAUCGAAUUCGUUUUCGGAGAAGAUGGUUUAGAUCCAGCAAUGAUGGAAGCUAAAGAUGGAAGUGUUGUUGAUUUCACUCAUGUAUUGGAGCAUGCGAAGAAUAUUCAGACGAAAAAAGAGACACCGAUCCCAGCUGAUAAACUGGAGGAUGUUCUGAAGAACGAAGUUCAAAAGCAGUUCAAAGGAAAAUAUCCUCACUUUGCUGAGCAACUCAAGGAUUAUCUUCUUCAAACUGAAAUUAGGAAGAGUAAAAAAUGGCAGAAUGGAAAAACUCACUGUUCACAACAUGAGACAGCUGAAGAGAAUAUCAGAGAGAAGUGUGCAAAGUGCAAGAACAUGACUGAAUACAGAUCGUUACUUCUCACUAAUUCGUGUUUGACAAAAACUCAACUUCACAGUUUCAUACAAUUAUGUUACUACAAGGUGGCCAGAGCCAUCACAGAACCAGGAACUGCUGUUGGAGCGAUUGCUGCCACUAGUAUUGGAGAACCAUCGACUCAAAUGACCCUGAAAACUUUCCAUUUCGCCGGUGUUGCUUCUAUGAACAUCACACAGGGAGUUCCCAGAAUUAAGGAAAUUAUCAAUGCGGUCAAGACUAUCUCGACCCCAAUUAUCACUGCAGCAUUGUUGGAUCCAUAUGAUGAAUCAUUGGCAAGACGAGUAAAAGCUAGAAUUGAAAAGACAACUCUUGGAGAAAUCUGUGAUUACAUCGAAGAAGUCUAUCUGCCAGACGACUAUUUCUUGCUCGUUAAACUCAACUCUAAACGUAUCCGCCUACUGCAAUUAGAAGUUUCACUAGAAUCUAUUGCCUUUGCAAUUUCUACAUCGAAAGUUUGUCCGAUGAUGAGAGGAUGCAAGAUUGUUGCUCAUGGAAAGACAAUGAUGGCAAUUAGACCACCUUCAACUAGUAAAUUGAGUAAAACAAUGACAAUGCAAAUGCUCAAAUACUCUCUCGGGAACGUUGUCAUUAAAGGAAUCUCUUCAGUCAAUCGUUGUGUCAUCCACGCUGACGAAAAGAAGGGAGACUUUUAUUCACUUCUUGUUGAAGGAACUGAUUUCCGAUCUGUUCUUUCUUCUGUUGGUGUUGAUCCAAGAAAAACUAAUUUCAAUAAUGCUCUUGUGGUAGCUGAAGUUCUUGGAAUUGAAGCUGCUCGGACAUGCAUUAUCAAUGAAAUUAUUGCCACUAUGGAUGCCCACGGAAUCGGUUUGGAUAGAAGACACGUGAUGCUUCUCGCCGAUGUUAUGACCUAUCGAGGAGAAGUGCUGGGAAUCACUCGAAACGGCCUUGUCAAGAUGAAGGAUUCAGUUCUUCUUCUUGCUUCGUUCGAAAAAACGAUGGAUCAUUUGUUCGAAGCAGCCUUCUUCUCGCAGAGAGAUGUGAUUCACGGCGUUUCUGAGUGCAUCAUUAUGGGAACCCCGAUGACUGUCGGUACUGGAACCUUCAAGUUGAUGCAGAAGCACGAAAAGAAAGCAAUACUCAAACAGAAUUCGCCAAUUUUUCAGCGCCCCGAGACAACUAUCACCCUUUAA
This is a messenger RNA of Caenorhabditis remanei, 4209 nucleotides long. RefSeq lists its product as uncharacterized. The coding region runs from base 1 to 4209 and encodes 1402 amino acids. The transcript is spliced from 13 exons. The record is from RefSeq and is a predicted model, not a curated record. Gene Ontology annotation, biological process: DNA-templated transcription. Gene Ontology annotation, molecular function: DNA binding; DNA-directed RNA polymerase activity. NCBI's taxonomy places the organism in Eukaryota, Metazoa, Nematoda, Chromadorea, Rhabditida, Rhabditidae.